Messenger RNA from Indicator indicator, 1845 nucleotides. RefSeq names its product potassium voltage-gated channel subfamily C member 1 (gene KCNC1). The coding region runs from base 16 to 1845 and encodes 609 amino acids. Gene Ontology annotation, biological process: protein homooligomerization; potassium ion transmembrane transport. Gene Ontology annotation, cellular component: voltage-gated potassium channel complex; neuronal cell body membrane; axon. Gene Ontology annotation, molecular function: delayed rectifier potassium channel activity; protein binding. The record is from RefSeq and is a predicted model, not a curated record. The transcript has 4 exons. NCBI's taxonomy places the organism in Eukaryota, Metazoa, Chordata, Aves, Piciformes, Indicatoridae.
CUAAUAAGAGACGAGAUGGGCCAGGGCGACGAGAGCGACCGCAUUGUGAUCAACGUGGGAGGGACUAGGCACCAGACUUACCGCAGCACCCUGCGCACCCUGCCCGGCACUCGGCUAGCCUGGAUCGCCGAGCCCGAUGCCCACAGCCACUUCGACUAUGACCCCCGCACGGACGAGUUUUUCUUUGACCGGCACCCGGGCGUCUUCGCCCAUAUCCUGAAUUACUACCGCACUGGCAAGCUGCACUGCCCCGCGGACGUGUGCGGGCCCCUGUAUGAGGAGGAGCUGGCCUUCUGGGGCAUCGAUGAGACCGAUGUGGAGCCCUGCUGUUGGAUGACCUAUCGGCAGCACCGUGACGCCGAAGAGGCGCUGGACAGCUUUGGUGGGGCGCCCCUGGAUAGCAGUGCCGAGGACGGAGACAUAGAUGGCACCGGAGACUCUGGUGAUGGUGAAGAGGAGCUGGAAAUGACAAAACGCCUAGCACUUAGUGAUUCCCCAGAUGGCAGGUCUGGGGGCUUCUGGAAACGGUGGCAGCCCCGCAUCUGGGCACUCUUUGAGGAUCCCUACUCCUCCAGAUAUGCAAGGUAUGUGGCAUUUGCCUCCCUAUUCUUCAUUCUGGUCUCUAUCACCACCUUCUGCCUCGAGACCCAUGAGAGAUUUAACCCCAUCGUGAACAAGACAGAAACUGAGUUCAUCGGGAAUGACACCCAGGUGCGGCACUACAGGGAAGCAGAGACUGAAGCCUUUCUCACCUACAUUGAAGGUGUCUGUGUGGUCUGGUUUACAUUUGAGUUCUUGAUGAGAGUCACUUUCUGCCCAAACAAGGUGGAAUUUAUCAAAAACUCUUUGAACAUCAUUGACUUUGUGGCCAUACUGCCUUUCUAUCUAGAGGUUGGACUCAGUGGCCUGUCUUCCAAAGCUGCUAAGGAUGUCCUGGGCUUCCUCCGCGUAGUCCGUUUCGUGCGAAUCCUGCGAAUUUUCAAGCUGACCCGCCACUUUGUGGGGCUGCGGGUCCUGGGACACACCCUCCGCGCCAGCACAAACGAAUUCUUGCUGCUCAUCAUAUUUUUGGCAUUGGGCGUCUUAAUCUUUGCCACGAUGAUCUAUUAUGCCGAGAGAAUAGGUGCUAAACCAAAUGACCCUAGUGCCAGUGAACACACACACUUUAAAAAUAUCCCCAUCGGCUUUUGGUGGGCUGUUGUCACCAUGACGACCCUGGGCUACGGAGACAUGUAUCCUCAGACUUGGUCAGGCAUGCUGGUGGGGGCCCUCUGUGCUCUCGCUGGUGUGCUGACCAUUGCCAUGCCUGUCCCUGUCAUUGUGAACAAUUUCGGAAUGUAUUACUCCUUAGCUAUGGCUAAGCAGAAGCUACCAAAGAAAAAAAAGAAGCAUAUCCCGAGGCCACCCCAGCUGGGAUCCCCCAAUUAUUGUAAAUCUGUCGUAAACUCUCCACACCACAGUACUCAGAGCGACACUUGCCCACUGGCCCAAGAAGAAAUUUUAGAAAUUAACAGAGCAGAUUCGAAACUGAAUGGUGAGGUGGCCAAGGCGGCGCUGGCAAACGAAGACUGUCCCCACAUAGACCAGGCUAUUACGCCUGAUGAGGGCCUGCCCUUUACCCGCUCUGGCACUCGGGAGAGAUAUGGACCCUGCUUCCUCUUAUCAACCGGGGAAUAUCCCUGCCCGCCUGAUGGAGGAAUAAGAAAGGGUUACGAAAUGUCACGGAGCCUUAACAGCAUAGCUGGCAUAAGUGGAAAAGCGAUAGGAUUAUCCUCAGUGUCUGCGCCCUACAGCUCUCCUAGUCCAGUGAGACGUUCUUGGUCUCCCAUCCCAUCUAUAUUGUAG